Triplophysa rosa is the source of this 2565-nucleotide messenger RNA. It is a transcript of the gene cldnk, whose product is annotated as claudin k. The coding region runs from base 90 to 1481 and encodes 463 amino acids. The record is from RefSeq and is a predicted model, not a curated record. The transcript has 9 exons. Gene Ontology annotation, cellular component: plasma membrane; bicellular tight junction. NCBI's taxonomy places the organism in Eukaryota, Metazoa, Chordata, Actinopteri, Cypriniformes, Nemacheilidae. Gene Ontology annotation, biological process: cell adhesion; bicellular tight junction assembly. Gene Ontology annotation, molecular function: metal ion binding; structural molecule activity; protein binding.
ACACACCUUUGUACUUCAUGAUUCCGUUCACUUUUAGGAAGCUCACUGUAAGAGACACAGACGACUGCCUAAACGCACAACCAUAGGAAAUGGAGUCGACCAUCAGCCUCCUCUCUGAGAAACACUUUCUGUGUUCUCUGUGUGAAGAGAUCUUCAGCAACCCCGUCACUACACCCUGUGGACACAGCUUUUGUCAAAUGUGUCUGCGUGUGUACUGGAGUCGCAAUGGCUCAGACGAGUGUCCGCUCUGCAGGAGGAACUUCAGCUCCAGACCCCAUCUCAGCGUAAACCGCAUAUUGGCUGACGUGACCGAAAACUACAGGAAAACACGUCUGGCUGCUAAAUCAAGGUUCUUUAGUAUGGAUGAACUGCAAGAUGAACCUAAGAAUGCAGGAGAGGUGGAACAGAUGAUCCAGGAGAGACUUCAAAAAGUUGAGAAACUUCAGGAUUCUAUAAAGCUCUUAAAGAACUCUUGUCUCAGGGAGGUUCAGGAGAGUCAGAGGGUGUUUUCGUCUUUGUUAAGCACCUUAGAGAAGAGCCAUAAACUGGUGGUGGCUGCAGUCGAGCAGAAACAAAGAGAGGCGGAGAAGAGGGUUGACAGACUUGUUAAAGAGCUGGAGAGAGAAAUCCAAGAGCUGAAGAAUGAACACACCAACUCGGAGCUAUUAAAUGACAAAGAGCGUCUUAAAAAGAGUGUCAGUCAAAUACCCAGAGCAAUGAGAGACUGGUCUAAAGUCACACUGGAGACCGAUCCUUGUGUUGGAUACAGCAGACAAGCAGUGGUUGACUUCAUGGAUACAGUCAUGAUGGAAUCUAAAAGACUCUCUAAAGCUGGAUUUCCGGGAGACGUGCGUGUCGCGUUCUUCAACGGUCCACCUGGAAACAACACGAAGCCGUCUGAUCUACGAAAACUAAAGAAACUUCAGAAAUACACAGUUGAUGUCACUCUGAAUCCCCGGACAGCUCAUGCGUACCUCUAUAUCUCUGAGGACAGAAAAGAGGUUAGACACACAAACAAACAGCAAGAGGUUUCAGAGAACCCCAAGAGGUUCGACCGGGUGGCUAAUGUAAUGGCCAAGGAAGCCUUGAGCUAUGGAAGACACCUGUGGGAGGUGGAGGUCGGAGAAAAGACAGACUGGGAUCUGGGCAUAGCCAAACAAUCCGUCAACAGAAAAGGAAAAUUCACCGUAUGUCCGUCCAAUGGAUUCUGGACGCUUAGUUUAAAGAAUGGGACUCAGUACGUUGCAAACACAUUCCCUCCUAUGUCCUUGAGCCUUGCCCAGAAGCCCAGAAAAGUGUCCGUUUACCUGGCCUAUGAGGAGGGCCAGGUGUCUUUCUUCUGUUCGGAGACCGGGACUCACAUCUACACAUUUAGAGACGCUUUCACAGAUAAGCUCCACCCCAUCUUUAGCCCGGGACGACCUCACGGAGCCAAAAACGCUGCUCCACUUAUCAUCUGCACCAACUGUUGUAGCAUCUAAACCAAUUCGCCGUUCUUUCAGGACAAAGUACAAGCUAACUGAACUGUAUUUAGUUUAGUUAAUUUGCCUUAUUUAUCAUCUCUCAUUAUUAUAGUAUUUAACAAUUAUUUAUCUAUCAUUAUAUAUCUCAUAUCUUAAAUGGUUACAAACUCAUAGUGAGUCAAUGAUUGCUACCUAUUUUUGCUACUCCCUAAGAAACAUGAAUAUAAUUUUGAUACAAACCAACUUUGCUGAACCAAAAAACAAAGUUUCCACAUUAGUGCUUUCCCUUAGCUCAUGGUGCUAGCAACUUUAAGGUCACAAGUUUGAUUACUAAGGAAUGCACGUAUAUGGAUGACAUGAAUGAAUGCACUUUAAGUCUCUUUUUUUAUUGCAAAACGUUACAUUUUAUAGACACAUACAUAGUCCAUUGUCACAUAGACAUGAACGUAAUAAUCCAACAUAUGUGUACUCGCUCUGUGAACUUCUGUGAAUGUGAAAUAAAUUGAAGAAAGAAACGAUGGAGUUCAAGGGAAAAGAAGGCGAAGGAUGAAAAAGAGGCACUAGACUGAUGGGCUGGGCUGGAGAUCGAGGAGCGCGAGGGCGAGAGAACAGCGAGUCAUUGUGUUGGUACACCAGGCACUGGGAGACACACUGAGAAACAUUAACGCAUUCACGCACUGACACGAUCGCGCACAUAAGCGCAUGCUUCUGCCCACCGCCGCACAGAGCAGAGCCGACAGCCCACCGUCCUGCCCUUCUGAAUCUUACAACUCAAGUGACGUCCGCCAAAGCUGAGCCUCUCCACAGGUCUGAAUCUGCAGUUUUCACCUCCGUCCCAGGCUUGAGGCCAUUUAGGGUCAAACACUGUGACUGGCGUGAAGGUACCUGGAAAGGUGAAGGAUUAGCUGAUCAUUGACUGAGGUGGAACUUCAGAAACGUCCGAUAGGUUCACAUCACAUUUUGUCUUCCUGCUGUUUCGUUUUGGUGGGAUCCAGCUAGGGAAAAAAUAUUUCUGAUACUUAUCUGGUUUCUACUUACAGAGAGGUUUCUACCGUGUCACCUCUUCUUGGACACUCGGUAGUGAUCCCUCUUAAAAAAGAAA